This is a messenger RNA of Stegodyphus dumicola, 1173 nucleotides long. RefSeq lists its product as uncharacterized. The record is from RefSeq and is a predicted model, not a curated record. NCBI's taxonomy places the organism in Eukaryota, Metazoa, Arthropoda, Arachnida, Araneae, Eresidae.
AUGCUAAUUGAUUCAGGUAGCCAGGGCUCAUUUAUUCGAGAGCACUGUGUAAAUUUACUGCAGCUAAAGCGCACUAGUGCAAACAUAAGUGUAAAUGGCCUGAGCUCGCAAAAAAUUGGAAAGGUUUCAGGUUCAGUUCAAUUACAAGUAACAUCUCCAUUUUAUAAAAACGCAAGCAUUUCAGUUAAUGCAUUAAUUAUACCCAAGAUCACGUGUGACCUUCCUCAAUAUCAAGUUGAUAGAUCUGUUUUGACAUCUUUCAAACAUUUGUGGUUGGCAGAUACAAAUUGUUUCCAGCCUGGCCCAAUAGAUAUUCUUUUGGGCGCAGAUGUAUUUGGCGAGAUAAUGCUUCAUGGACGUUUAACUGUUCCGGGUCAUUCGUUAACAGCCUUGGAAUCAAUAUUCGGCUGGGUCAUUAUCGGAAAGACUAAAAGUGUAUCACAGACAAUUGUAUCUAAUCAUGCUAGUUGUACCAAUGUUCAGCUCCAGCUUGAAAAAUUUUGGAAAUUGGAAGAAAUUUCGGAGAUAAAGCAUUACACAGAAGAGGAAAUUGAAUGUGAAAAUCAUUUCAAGCGGAAUUUUUCUCGUGAUUCAACAGGUAGAUUUGUUGUUAAGUUUCCAUUUCGUAGAUCGGGAAAUGAACUUGGGUCAUCAAGGGAUGUUGCUGUACAUCGUUUACAAAGCAUUGAACGUCAAUUUAUUAAGAAUAAAUCUCUUUCCAGUCAAUAUCACAAAUUUAUGGAGGACUAUCAACAACUUGGUCAUAUGGAAUUGAUUCCAGAAAAUGAAAUUGAUGUUCCAGCUAAUUCUAGUUUUUACCUUCCGCACCAUUCAGUUCCGGAUAAAAAUGGUGAUAAAUUUCGAGUCGUAUUUGAUGGUUCUGCAAAAUCUUCUAGCGGUAUUUCUCUUAAUGAGAAAUUGAUGGUUGGUCCACAGUUGCAGACUGAUCUGACAACAUUAAUUAUUCGUUUCAGAAUUCACAGAAUAGCUAUAACUGCAGAUAUAGAGAAAAUGUACAGACAAAUUAUACUAAAAGAUGCAGACUUUCAGAGAAUAGUCUGGCGCGAUUCACUUUAUAAACCAAUUCAGGAUUUUCGAUUAACUAGGAUUGAUUGCUUACGGUACUGCAUCAGCUUCGUACCUUGCGGUAAGAUGUUUGUUUACAGCAGUUAG